Molecule: messenger RNA, 1080 nt
Organism: Thlaspi arvense
Lineage: Eukaryota; Viridiplantae; Streptophyta; Magnoliopsida; Brassicales; Brassicaceae
Source: the annotation of a GenBank genome assembly
AUGUUACAUUUGACUCUGUUUCCACUCUUGAAACUGCUGAAAGUUUUGUGCUUUUUAGAUUUCCAGAGUUAUGCAAGACCUCUGCGUCUCCUUCCAGCAGAAGAAGUGAAAGUUUACAGUGCAAACCCAUCUUUCACUGUGAGCGAAUCUCGAUCUCUUUACAAGGUUAAGCUGCAGACAAGUAGUUUAUUGGGUUCAGGCAUUAGCGAUAUGAAUGCUAGAGUUCUUAUAUGCUUGAUAGACCAAAGGGGAGAUUCGGUAUUACAGACGAUACCUGCGAAUUUGUCAAGUGAGGUCACGGAAGAUGGUGAAAGCUUCAAUUUUCAGAGAGGCUCCCUUGAUGAAUUCGCAUUUGAAGGACCUAGACUCGGCAAAAUCAGAGCUUUUUGGAUUAGUCUCGAGUCUGGUCAAUGGAGAGUUGGAGGAGUGAGCUUGUGGGUGGCUUAUCCUCGCGGCCAAGGAACUGUUCUUCGAGAGACCAAUGACUGUGACCGAUAUGAUUUUGAAGUCGAUGACAUCUUGCUUGGGGAGAGCAGUGAGCUAUCAAUGGUGGAACUCAGACCUACCCGUAUCACCGAAGUCGCUGGCUCCGAUCAGAUCUCUUCGUCUUCAGCUCUGGAUCUUGACCGUACAAUCGUUUCCAAGGAGCAAAGCAUGGAGGAGUACGCAGACCUGAAGCUCUCUCUGCUUCUCUAUGACGCAAUUCUCAUCCUUGUUGGAAGUUCUGUCUUUUCCUUCUCGCUAGGCCAAAGCUCCGCCGUUGCUUUCUUCUUCGGUGGAACUAUGGGAUUUCUCUACUUGCUGCUCCUACAGAGAUCAGUCGAUGAACUGCAAGCACCGGGAUCAUCUUCACCCGAAAACUCCAGUCAAAUCCUCAGCGGAAGACUCAAGAUUCCGGUUUUGAGUCUCGCAUUGGCAGUAGGAUUGUCGAUUUUAGCGGUUAGAGGAUACAUUGGAGAAGAUCACACUGCGUUUGUAGUCACGCCAAAAGAGAUUUUGGUGGGCACUUUGGGGUUUCUUGUGUGCAAAGUAGCCGUUGUUUUGGCUGCGUUUAAGCCCUUGAAGGAGGAUGGGUCUUAA